AUGGGACCACGAAGGAAGAAAGCAGCGCAACUUCGAUCGGGCCCACUGAAUCCUGAUCCUCAGCCACGCCGACCCCUGCAAGACUUGCAGUGGUUGACGAUGCCUCCACGCAUGCGUCAUAUCAUUGGAAGAAUGCAUUAUUACAAUCAACUUAUCGCCUGCUACCUAGCCGGUAGUAUUGAAACACCACACAUGGCCAUCUUCGAAGACCAGCGAAAUUGGAUCCAGCGCUCUCUUCUCGAGCUUCCAUACUUCGAUGAGGUUGUCGUAGAACCAGACGGUCCAUUUUCACGAUUCGACCACGAAGCUGUCCGUGCCAGUCUGCUAUUUUAUAGUUACCUAGUUAUCUUUCCUAUACCGUUUGCUUAUAGCCCUUAUGAUAGAUUGAGACAACUACUGAUGGGGAUUUUAAUGGAUGAGGGAGCUCAGAAUCUUCCUCAGCCAUUUUUGCUAUGGGCAGUUAGCCUUGGUGCUAUAUCGGAGAUUCAAAUUCUUGGCCACCUUCAAGACAGUCAACAGUGCUGGAACGAUUACAAGUCCGUCGUUCAGUCUGUGAUGUGGCAAGAUAGCGUACUUGAUCCUUUCAUGCAGCGGAUAUGGCUGGCACAUAUUCUGGCGGUUUGA
Molecule: messenger RNA, 624 nt
Organism: Talaromyces stipitatus ATCC 10500
Lineage: Eukaryota; Fungi; Ascomycota; Eurotiomycetes; Eurotiales; Trichocomaceae
Exons: 3
Coding region: 1-624 (207 amino acids)
Source: RefSeq, a predicted model, not a curated record